This is a messenger RNA of Physeter macrocephalus (sperm whale), 3565 nucleotides long. RefSeq names its product solute carrier family 35 member B2 (gene SLC35B2). Gene Ontology annotation, biological process: transmembrane transport. NCBI's taxonomy places the organism in Eukaryota, Metazoa, Chordata, Mammalia, Artiodactyla, Physeteridae. The coding region runs from base 90 to 1388 and encodes 432 amino acids. Gene Ontology annotation, molecular function: 3'-phosphoadenosine 5'-phosphosulfate transmembrane transporter activity. The record is from RefSeq and is a predicted model, not a curated record. Gene Ontology annotation, cellular component: endoplasmic reticulum membrane; Golgi membrane. The transcript is spliced from 4 exons.
UCUCCUGGAGGCGACUGCGGGAGUGGUGGGAGCGCGCGGCCCGGGGACCCGCAUUCCCCGGCCCCGCUCCGCCCCACGCGGCCGGGACCAUGGACGCCAGGUGGUGGGCAGUGGUGCUGCUGGCUGCGCUCCCCUCCCUCGGGGCAGGUGGAGAGAACCCCGAAGGCCCUCUGGAGUCAUGGACCCAGCUAUGGUUCUUCCGCUUUUUGGUGAACGCGGCUGGCUAUGCGAGCUUUAUGGUACCUGGCUACUUGCUGGUGCAGUACUUCAGGCGGAAGAACUACCUGGAGACAGGCAGGGGUCUCUGCUUCCCCCUGGUGAAAACUUGUGUGUUUGGCAACGAGCCCAAGGCCCCGGAUGAGGUUCCUCUGGUUCCCCGGGCAGAGCCAGCAGAGACCAGUCCCACUUGGCAAGCCCUGAAGCUGCUCUUCUGUGCUGCGGGGCUCCAGGUGUCUUAUCUGACGUGGGGAGUGCUGCAGGAAAGAGUGAUGACCCGCAGCUACGGGGCCACGGCCACAUUGCCAGGUGAGCGCUUCUCGGACUCACAGUUCCUGGUGCUAAUGAACCGCGUCCUGGCACUGAUGGUGGCGGGCCUCUACUGCAUCUUAUGCAAGCAGCCCCGGCAUGGGGCACCCAUGUACCGGUACUCCUUUGCCAGCCUGUCGAAUGUGCUCAGCAGCUGGUGCCAAUAUGAAGCUCUCAAGUUCGUCAGCUUCCCCACCCAGGUGCUGGCCAAGGCCUCCAAGGUGAUCCCGGUUAUGCUGAUGGGAAAAUUGGUGUCUCGGCGCAGCUAUGAGCAUUGGGAAUAUCUGACCGCCGGCCUCAUCUCCAUCGGGGUCAGCAUGUUUCUGCUGUCCAGCGGACCGGAGCCCCACAGCUCCCCAGCCACCACGCUCUCAGGCCUCAUCCUGUUGGCAGGUUACAUUGCCUUUGACAGCUUCACCUCCAACUGGCAGGAUGCCCUGUUUGCCUAUAAGAUGUCAUCGGUGCAGAUGAUGUUUGGGGUCAACUGCUUCUCCUGCCUCUUCACAGUGGGCUCCCUGCUAGAGCAGGGGGCUCUCCUGGAGGGCAUCCGCUUCAUGGGGCGACACAGCGAGUUUGCUGCCCAUACUCUGCUGCUGUCCAUCUGCUCUGCCUGUGGCCAGCUCUUCAUCUUCUACACCAUUGGGCAGUUUGGAGCUGCCGUCUUCACCAUCAUCAUGACCCUCCGCCAGGCUUUUGCCAUCCUCCUCUCCUGCCUUCUCUACGGCCACACUGUCACUGUGGUGGGGGGCCUGGGGGUGGCUGUGGUCUUUGCUGCCCUCCUGCUCCGAGUCUACGCCCGGGGCCGUCUAAAGCAGCGGGGAAAGAAGGUCGUGCCAGUCGAGUCAUCUGUGCAGAAGGUUUGAGGGGCCUGAGCGACGAAGUGAAUAGGACCCUCUCACUGUACCAGUUUUCCUGUCCUACUGUAACUUCUCGGAGGCAGCGGACUCCAGGGCAAAAUGCAGGUUUCUCAGUAUCACAGACCAGCUCUGCAGUUGGGGGUAGGGAGCCCAGGAGGCAGCCUUCCCCUUUGCCUUAAGUCCCCCAUCCUCUAGUGGGCAGGAUUCUUCCCAGGGUGGAUAUGACAGUGGGAAGGGGCAGGGGGCAGUGUUGAGAAGGCAGAGGCACCUUCCAAAGCCCCUCCCUCCUCCAAUUCCCUGAAGUCUUGCCCUGUAGGCUCUGCCAACGCCUCACCUGUGCUUGUCCCCUACCUUGAAUAUACCCACCCUUUGAGACUCCGAGAGAGACCUGCAUUUCUUACUCUGGCGAGAGAAGCACAAGUGUUGUAGGCUCCACAUGCUGCUUUCCCAGGAGAGUAAGUGAAAGAAGACGGUGCUGUGCUGCGGGAGGGUGAUGGGAGUCCCGCCCAGCACCACCACCCCCUCUGCUCCUGGAUCCCUAGGCUCUGCUCCAUGAGCCAGUUGCAGGUUUUGGUACUUUGGAAAUGUAACUUUUGCUCUUAUAAUUUUAUUUUAUUAAAUUGCUGCAGCGGGCUCAGUCCUGUGUUUUGGUUGACUGAAGUACAGACUUUCAAAUUCAGAUGGGUUAUGUCCGAUAAACCCAUCAGAAGUUGAAAAUGUGUUUAAUACACCUGACAUAGCUUACCCUACCUAAAACUUCCAUCAGCUCAAAACAUCCUACAGUUGCUGUUUUACAGGUGUCAGAUAUCUUAUUUAACUUAAUACUGAAAACGAAGACAGUGGUGGUUACGUGUACCACUUGUUUGUGGCCAGGUGGCUGGGAACUGCAGCUCAUUGCCCAGCCACACCAGUGAAGGUACCUCAUACUGUCAACCCAGGAAAAGAUCAGAACUCAAAAGUAGUUCCUACUGCAUGUGUGUGCUUUCGUAUCAGCACAGUAAAGUCAAAAAAUUUUGAGUGGAAGACCCUCUGUAUGUGCUUUAGGAAAGGGACUUUUUAAAGUGUUAUAUGGUAGUUCAAAGAUACCAUUUAUACCUUCAGUGUGUUUUUAAUCAGUAUUUUUAAAAACUGAAGUAUAGUUGAUUUAAUGUUAAUUUCUGCUGUACAGCAAAGUGAUUGUUACACAUUUUUUAAAGUACUGUUUUCCAUUAUGGUUUAUCAAAAGAUACUGAAUAUAAUUGUGCGCUAUACAGUAGGACCUUGUUGUUCAUCCAUUCUUGUUCACAUAAAAGCUUCCAUCUGCUAACCCCAACCUCCCAUUCCAUCCCUCCCCCAUCCCCCUUGGCAACUACCGGUCUGUUCUCUGUCCCCGAUUUGUUUCUGAUUCAGAGGUUCAUUUGUGUCAUACUUUACAUUCCACAUGUGAUAUCAUAUGGUGUUUCUUUUACUUAGCAUGGUAAUCUCUUAAUUGCAUCCAUGUUGCUGCAAAUGGCAUGAUUUCAUUGUUUUUUAUGGCUGAGUAGUAUUCCGUUGUAUGUAUGUACAUCAUCUUUAUCAUCUGUCAACAGACGUUUGGUUCCAUGUCUUGGCUAUUGUUAGUACUGCUGCAGACAUAGGGGUGCAUCUAUUUGAAUUAGUUUUGUCUGGAUAUAUGCCCAGGAGUGGAUUACUAGGUAUGGUAAUUCUAUUCUUAGUUUUCUGAGGAACCUCCAUACCCAUUUUCCACGGUGGCUGCACCAACCUACAUUCCCACCAACAGUGUAGGAGUGUUCCCUUUUCUCCACACCCUCUCCAGGCUUUUGUUAUUUGCAGAUUUUGUUUGGUUUUGUUUUUUGACCACGCAGCAUGCAAGGAUCUUAGUUCCUGAACCUGCGCCCACUACAGUGGAAGCACAGUCUUAAUCGCUGGACCGCCAGGGAAGUCCUGUUAUUUGCUUGCUUUUUAAUGUGAGGUGGUACCUCAUCGUCAUUUUGAUUUGCAUUUCUCCAGUAACUGGCUAUGUUGAACAUCUUUUCAUGUGCCUAUUGGCCAUGUGUAUGUCUUCUUUGGAGAGAUGUCUAUUUUGGUCUUCUGCCCAUAUUUUAAUUAGAUUGUUUUAUUAACUUGUAUGAGCUCUUUGUAUUAUUUUGGAAAUUAAGCCCUUGUCAGUCGCAUCAUUUGCAAAUAUUUUCUCCCAUUCUGUA